Messenger RNA from Pelobates cultripes (western spadefoot toad), 252 nucleotides. The record is from the annotation of a GenBank genome assembly. NCBI's taxonomy places the organism in Eukaryota, Metazoa, Chordata, Amphibia, Anura, Pelobatidae.
AUGGCAGCCCCAGGGGAGAGUGAAGCCCUUGCUGAACCUCUACCUCACAAGCAUGGCGACCCCACACUGCAGCCUUCUCCACAGACAUCGGCAUUACCUGCUCCAGGCUAUCCAGACGUGUCAACCCUGGCCACCAAGCAGGACAUCAUGGAUCUACUUAACGACAUAAAGAAGCUUUUGGCCGCUGAUGUGGAGUUGGUUAGGGCUACAGAGGAAGAGUCCGUGCCACAGAGGAAGACAUCACAGACAUAA